AUGGACGGAGAAGAAGUUGCUGCUUUAGUUAUUGAUAACGGUUCUGGUAUGUGUAAAGCUGGUUAUGCCGGUGAUGACGCCCCAAGAGCUGUUUUCCCAUCAAUUGUUGGUAGACCAAGACAUCAAGGUAUCAUGGUCGGUUUAGGUCAAAAAGAUUGUUACGUUGGUGACGAAGCUCAAUCAAAAAGAGGUGUCUUAACUUUAAGAUAUCCAAUUGAACACGGUAUUGUUAACAACUGGGAUGAUAUGGAAAAAAUCUGGCACCACACUUUCUACAACGAAUUAAGAGUUGCCCCAGAAGAACACCCAGUUUUAUUAACUGAAGCUCCAAAAAAUCCAAAAUCAAACAGAGAAAAAAUGACUCAAAUUAUGUUUGAAACUUUUAAUGUUCCAGCUUUUUACGUUUCUAUUCAAGCUGUUUUAUCAUUAUAUUCAUCAGGUAGAACUACUGGUAUUGUUUUAGAUUCUGGUGAUGGUGUUACUCACGUUGUUCCAAUUUAUGCUGGUUUCUCAUUACCUCACGGUAUUUUAAGAGUUGAUUUAGCUGGUAGAGAUUUAACUGAUCACUUAAUGGGUAUCUUAUCCGAAAGAGGUUAUUCAUUCUCAACCACUGCCGAAAGAGAAAUUGUUAGAGAUAUUAAAGAAAAAUUAUGUUAUGUUGCUUUAGAUUUCGAACAAGAAAUGCAAAUUUCUUCUCAAUCAUCAGCUAUUGAAAAAUCUUAUGAAUUACCAGAUGGUAGAGUUAUUACUAUUGGUAAUGAAAGAUUUAGAGCUGCUGAAGCUUUAUUCAGACCAAGUGAUUUAGGUUUAGAAGCUGCUGGUAUUGACCAAACUACUUAUAAUUCUAUUAUGAAAUGUGACGUUGAUGUUAGAAAAGAAUUAUAUGGUAAUAUUGUUAUGUCUGGUGGUACUACUAUGUUCCCAGGUAUUGCUGAAAGAAUGCAAAAAGAAAUUACUGCUUUAGCUCCUUCUUCAAUGAAAGUUAAAAUUAUUGCUCCUCCAGAAAGAAAAUACAGUGUCUGGAUUGGUGGUUCUAUUUUAUCUUCAUUAUCUACUUUCCAACAAAUGUGGAUCUCAAAACAAGAAUAUGAUGAAUCUGGUCCUUCAAUUGUUCAUCUUAAAUGUUUCUAA
This is a messenger RNA of Yamadazyma jaroonii, 1131 nucleotides long. NCBI's taxonomy places the organism in Eukaryota, Fungi, Ascomycota, Pichiomycetes, Serinales, Debaryomycetaceae. The record is from the annotation of a GenBank genome assembly.